AGGGAGCCCUGCGGCAGAGGACGCUGAGUCACCUGACCCGGACUCUGGAGGUGCCAUGGCGGCGCCCAUGCUGCGCUGGGGCUGUCCUGGCACACGUUGGGCUUUAGCGGGGAUUGGCGGCGGCUUUCGCCACCGAAGAGGGGCUUCGAUUGGGUCCACGCCCAAUCCGACAAGGGAACAGAGUACAGUGGCUCAGAAGCCCCUCCACACGGCCCAGAAGCUGAGGAAAGGUGAACACAAAUGGGCAGCUGUUGUAGGACUGGAAAUUCAUGCCCAGAUUUCCUCCAACUCUAAGCUCUUCUCUGGAUCUCAAGUGUGUUUUGCAGCACCUCCAAAUUCUUUGGUUUCUUUUUUUGAUGCAUCUCUGCCUGGAACUUUGCCGGUUCUCAACAGGAGGUGUGUGGAAGCUGCAGUGAUGACAGGCCUGGCUCUGAACUGCCACAUAAACAAGAAGUCCUCCUUUGACAGGAAGCACUACUUCUAUGCAGACCUCCCAGCAGGCUACCAAAUUACCCAGCAGAGGCUCCCGAUCGCUGCGAAUGGCAGCCUGGCCUACAGCGUCUGUGUAGGAAAGAAGCGGGGUCAGUUGGUCUCCAAGAGGGUGCGGAUCAAGCAGAUCCAGCUGGAGCAGGACAGCGGCAAGAGCCUUCACGAUGACCUGAGGGCCCAGACGCUCAUUGAUCUGAACAGGGCAGGAGUCGGCCUUCUGGAAGUGGUCCUGGAGCCCGACCUGUCCUGUGGAGAAGAGGCCGCAGCAGUCGUCAGGGAGCUGCAGCUGAUACUUCAAGCCCUGGGGACCAGCCAGGCAAACAUGGCAGACUAUGAAAUUCAGAGGCAAAUCAAUGAACUUGAGACUGGAGGUAAAAUUCUGAAUGAAACUCGUUCAUUUGACAGCAAGCUGGGGUGCACUGUGCCAAUGAGAGACAAAGAAGGAAAACAAGACUACAGGUUUAUGCCAGAGCCCAACCUGCCUCCCCUGGUACUCUACGACAGCACGACUCUGCCUGCAGGUGUAGACUCUCAGCAAGUGAUCAACAUUGACCAGAUUCGGGACAUGCUCCCCGAGCUCCCCAGUGUGACCCGAGAGCAGCUCGUCCAGCAGUAUGGGCUGCUGCCGGAGCACAGCGUCACGUUACUGAAUGAAGUUGGCCUACUGGAGUUCUUCCAAAAUGUGAUAAAAGAAACUAGGGCAGAGCCAAAAAAGGUGGCUAGCUGGGUCCUCAACACUUUCCUGGGCUAUUUAAAGCAACAGAACCUGACUGUCAGUGAGAGUCCCGUGACACCCUCUGCGCUCGCUGAGCUUCUCGACCUUCUGGAGAGGAAAGCCAUUUCUUCAUCCGUUGCUAAGCAGGUGUUCCAGGAGCUGUGGAGGGGCCAGGGGAAGACGGCCGCGCAGAUCGUGUCCGAGCAGAAGCUUGAACUGCUGCAGGAUCCAGCGGCCCUGGAACAGCUGUGCCUCGCCACCAUGGAGGAGCAUCCUCAAGUGGUGAUGGACGUGAAGAAGGGAAACCCCAGGGCGAUCAAUAAACUGAUCGGUUUGGUCCGGAAAGCCACCCUAAGCCGAGCAGACCCAGCCCUGAUAAAGGACAUCCUGGAGAAGAGGCUGUGGUUGUGAGGUGUGUUGGGGUCCCUCUGCCGGAGGAGGACAGCGUGGCCGGACAGCCUGUGAAAGCUGCGGUCCACGUGUGGUAGGAGCUGGGAUCUCAGUCCCUGGCUGGGCCACGCCUUGGAGAUGGCAGGCUUGGAGUCACACGCCUGGUGCCUCCGGCAGAGGCAGAGCAGUAGCCACAGCCACACCCACUGCCCACAGGCCCCAGCAGGGCGAGGGGGCUGCAGCCUCGAGUGGCAAUAACACGCUCUGCUGGGCGGGGAGUGGAGCAGAAUAAAAGGCGUGCUGCUGUGCCAGGCCCUCCUCCCCGAACCUCACCUCGCUGUCCCUCAACAGCUGUCCUGGAGCCCAGCAUUGCAGAAGCCGGGGAUUAACAGUGUCCAAGAGAGACUGCAAUUUGGAUGUGGUGUAUGUAGACCUAAAAACAGGUUAAUGAAGACGAAAACAACAAACAAAUCAGUGCCGUGAAAUACAUUUGAUUAGAGAAGUCGCGAGACAGGAGGAAGGACAUAGCAAUUCCAUGUUCACUGAGCAAAGUGACGUUGCACAUUCACCUCUCUGGGGAUCCCCAUGGCAAAGGUCUGAGAAUCAAAUAAUGGGGGAAAAAAAACCAGAAGUUUUCAAAUAAAUUUAAUGAAUAAAAUAUAUAUUGAAAUAUCAGAUAAAAAUUAACUUACACUUCAAAGAUGUGUAGUUGACAACCGUCCCCCAACCUCUGACCAAAAAAGAGAAAAGCUGUAACAUUGAUUUGUUUUGCUUGGAAAGAAUAAGAUUAUAAACUAAUAAAUCAAAAUCUUGACCUUGAACAGUAA
Ictidomys tridecemlineatus (thirteen-lined ground squirrel) is the source of this 2421-nucleotide messenger RNA. The record is from RefSeq and is a predicted model, not a curated record. NCBI's taxonomy places the organism in Eukaryota, Metazoa, Chordata, Mammalia, Rodentia, Sciuridae.